AUGGACGACAGAUCGAAAGCCGAUUCAGUGAUCAGCUCUUUUUUCAACCAAUACGUCGAGAAAAUAUCAUUUUACAAAAGCCUUCUCGUGGCAGUUGAAAAUGAAUGCCACUUUACCCUGGCUGAACAGGAAAUAUCUCAUUUCACAGAGAGCCGGGUUAAGGACCAUCAAAGCCUUUGGAAAAAGCUGAAUCAGCGUAAAGGUAAUGCUCAAUAUUCCUCUGUCGAGGAUAUAGAAGAUGAUAUCGUCGAUGUCUGCGGUGUUCGCAUUAUCUUUCAUUAUCCGACGGAUCAGCAUGAAAUCAAAGUGCUUCUGGAGAGCAUUUUCGACAUUCAAGACGUGAAAUGUCACUCGGGUGGCCAAGAGCAUACACAAAACCAGCCAAUUGGUGAAUGGGGCUAUCAAUUACCACUCCCCGAUUAUAUUGGCACCCACUACCGUGGCUUUGUGAAGCCAAAGAUCUUUCAGGAACAUUUUGAGGAUCUCUCGGCAGCAGAUCGACGCUUCGCAGCUGGUACGAUGAUUGAAAUACAAGUGAGAUCUAUCCUGGACGACAUAUGGGCCAGAUAUGCGCAUUCCAUAUACAAAUCGGAAGUUCCAACCCAUGAAAGUCAAGGGGCGAUGCUCAGAAAACUUCGUGUAGGCUUGGAAGGUGUUAGAGAGGUCACGAUCGAAAUGCAAAAAUUCGCAGUCCGCGAAGAGGAGGAAAGUAACCGAAAGUUUGAGACCAAUGAUGAAGUCGGGACAUGUUUCCGAAAGCUUAUCAAGGCAGAAUGCGGGGUUGAAUACAUUGACCACAGGGGUGUGUCUUCUGAAGCAUUGAGAUAUCUCCUCGAAUCGAUCGACAAAAGCACCCCAGGCUCUUUGCAUAAGCUUAUCAAAUCCUACAAUUUUUGCGACGGGCCCGACUCCAAGUACGAGGAAAUCAGACGACUUUAUGGGCCUGUGGAAUUCAACAUUGUGCUCUAUCUGAUCGAUCGGGUAUUGCUGUGCCACAACAGCCAGGACGAGGCCAUCCUGGAGAAAGAAGCAGUUCCCGCGAAAAGAAAAAUGCAGAUACUGAUGAGCACAAUCUUGUGGAUGGAUAAGCUUCUUCGGUCUUCAUUCGUGUGGAAACUAAAGCUUGCCAGUACCCCAUCUCAGAAGAAUCCGAUGAAGGGUCUCGAAUGGCUCUCAAGGGCGCGCCAACACGGCAUGUUGACAAAGGGAAACGAAUUAGACAACAAAGACAAAGCCAUUCUGGACGAAUUGUGGAACUUGUUUGAAAAUCAUGACCAGCGACCAAUCAAGCUAGCUUUCGCCAUGUCGAGCCGCGGAAUGAUCAGAGAUGUUGUACGCGAAAGACAGGAAGUGAACAGAAUCAUCGAAGAGUUAAUUGUUACGCCCAAUUUCCGAUCCCAAAAAAAGGUGACAUGGAUGGAAUACAAGUGA
Messenger RNA from Penicillium atrosanguineum, 1431 nucleotides. RefSeq names its product hirsutellin A toxin. NCBI's taxonomy places the organism in Eukaryota, Fungi, Ascomycota, Eurotiomycetes, Eurotiales, Aspergillaceae. Bases 1 to 1431 code for a protein of 476 amino acids. Gene Ontology annotation, biological process: guanosine tetraphosphate metabolic process. The record is from RefSeq and is a predicted model, not a curated record. The transcript has a single exon.